CCUUCGACAAUACAAUCAACAAUUGGUUGUGAAAAAAUUUCAAUCUUUUCUUCCUUUGCAGAUGAUGUUUUGGAUCUUGUGUUCUUCUCUGACUCCAAAUGUGGCAGAGAUUCCAAAAAGUCUGCCUCCUCAACUAUUUUCUUCCACUGUGAUAAGGAGGCUGAAGAAGGCCUCCCACAAUUUCUUCAUGAGUCGAUGGAUUGCCAGUACUUAUUCACCUGGUACACCUCAGCAGUCUGCCAGUUGGUAAGCUCUGAAACAACAAAUGAUGGAAAGUACGUGCAAGAUUUUCCUAAAGGCCUUUCAGGAAGAAGCCAAGCAGUUGGUGCACUAUUGAGUUUACUCCUUGUGAUUCUUACAGCAUGUCUUGUGAUCCUGUUACUUUACAAAAAAGAAAGAAGAGAAACUGUGAAGCAGAAGAUAGUGAACUGCUGUCGGAGAUCAUCAAAUGUGUCUUAUAAGUAUACUAAGAUAAAUACUGAAGAAGUAAAUGAGAAUGAAACAGAAUGGCUCAUGGAAGAAGUAGCUGUGCCAAAUCACAGUUCAGGAAAUGAAGCACACAUAAAUGGCCACAUAACACGAAAAGCAGUCAAGUCAGAUACCCUUAUGUCCCUUCGGGUGGAUGACAUGGACAGUGAGGAUGAAGUACUGACAAUACCAGAGGUGAAGAUUCAUUCAGCAAAAGAUGUUGAUUCAAGGGGCUUGAGCAGCACUAGUAGGCCUUAUCAUAACAAAGCUCAUAGCCUUUCAAGCAGUGGUAAAACUGGUCUGCCUAACGGAAGGAAGAAUAGCAAAACCAGCCCUGCUUUUGCUCAAGAAGAUCUACAGAACUCCAUGAACACUGCAUCUUUCCAUGACGAUAGCGAUGAGGACUUGUUGAACGUUUAACCUGGAAUUGUGCCUAAUUAAAAUUCCCUGUGUAUAGGUAUAUUAAAUAUAUUAAGGUGGGACAGCAAAAUACUUCCAACCAAAAAUGAAGACUUUAGCUGCAGAUGCCUUUUGCAAGGGAUUGUUUGAAGGGAAAGGGAGGAAGGUCAGUCCUAGCUGUUUACAAUUAUCAGUGACGGCUGGGUUUCUAGCAUUCAGUGAAUGAAGUAAAGGUAAUUCUCCUCCUUAGCCAGAACUCUCACGCCAUACCCCUUGGGAAGGUUUUAGAGACUAUAAUAUUUUACAAUGAUGGGCUCAAAUCUAAAUGAAGUCCCUUCCACUUCAUUGUGAGACUUGCAUUUUAACACUCUUUAUAUUUAUUGCUCUCACGACUCAGGUUCACCAAAAAAAAAACAAAACCCGAUAGGCGAUGUGUUCUUCCUGCAGGCAGGGUAUUUUCUUCUAUAGAUUCACCCAUCUCAUGCUAGCUGGGUUGCUUUGGUGUACAUCUUGGAGCUGGUCUGUAUCUUGAAUUUGCCUGUACAUUUGAUUUCUGUAAUCUUAUUCUGUUAAAAUAAUUUGUUUUGAUUUGAAAAAUGUUUUAGCUGGAAGGUAUAAAUCUUAUAGCUUUAGCCUUGAGCAGUGGCUGUCCUUUGCAUGUUAAGUCUGUUUUUUGGUACCAAUCAUAUAAUGUCUUUCAUCAGUGUUUUCCAGACUGUUGGUAUAGCAACCCAGUGCUAUCCUUCAACAUUAGCUGGGCAAAAAAUAGAGUAUGCCCUUUCCCAAAGACCCUUUCAGGUUAGAUACUAAUGCUUGUAGCCUUUUCUGUCCAAUUGUUGUUGUGAUGAGAAAAACACAUGUACCUUUCUGAAAUGCUGUCCCUCAUCAGAAUGUUUUCCUUCUUGGGAAAUUGCCAACUAAUUCCAGGCCAAACUAGAGUAUCAGCUUUAUUGCCCUGCAAAACGCUAUGGCUGCUUUAAAGCCACAGGCCUGUAGAACUUUGAUUUCACGGGGGCACACUAAUGUUAUGGUACUAGGUGCAUAUCCUAUGACAGGCAGAACCACUGGGAUAUCAUCACUAAACUCCUUGUUCAUUGUUACAUGCUGCAACAAUUAACCUUAUGGGGAAGAUGAAACAAGUUCUCCAUGCAGCAUUUGGGACCUUAGUGCUUUUUAAGAAGCUCAUGGGCAACUCAUGAGUUUCUGGAGACAGGUACCAGUAUUUAGGCAGGCCAGAGGCUCUUCCUUCCUUCCUUCCUUCCUUCCUUCCUUCCUUC
Python bivittatus (Burmese python) is the source of this 2144-nucleotide messenger RNA. Lineage: Eukaryota; Metazoa; Chordata; Lepidosauria; Squamata; Pythonidae. The record is from RefSeq and is a predicted model, not a curated record.